GAUAUAGAAAGAGCUGUGUUUAGAGCCAAGCAGCAAGAGUGAAUCCAUAAUUUCUUAAAUGCUCUUAGGUAUCUUCUUGGGUAAGUUAAUAUAUUACUGUGAUUAUAUUAAAAGAUGUUUCACAAUAAUAAUAGUAUAUAUGUCAUUGUUUUCUGUGGAGCUUCUUUUCUUAAGGCACAUACUUAACAUAUGAAUAUUUAAGUGAAAAGUAGGUGUGGAUUUGUCUAUUCGGGAAUGUUAAGGGGCAAAAAGAAGAAAAUAUAUUUGUUUAAACUGUAUUCUAUUCUGCCAGCAAUGCUGUUCAGCAUCAAGAUGUCAUUUUAAUUCCUGAGUGUAGUUUGUUAGAGUUGAGCAUAUAUAUGUAAUUAUGCAUAAGAAAAGCAGAAGUAUUGCUCAGUACGAUUAAUUAGGGAUUUGAGAGCAAGGCAGAAAUUAUUCAGUUCUGCAGCCAGGAUUUUCUGAACAAAUUUAAUAGUUAAAUAUCCUGGUUUUCUGAGGAAAUGAUUUCGAGCUCUUCUGAAAACCGGUUCACUAAUUUACAAGGCUAAAUACUGCAUUUGUGUUUUCUAACUUUAGGCACGCAAGCCAACAGAUUCAGAUACAUAAUUUGAAAGAUUAGCAUCAGUUAGUAUGUUCAUAAGUAUUGUGGCUAUUUAUGGAAAUCUGACAAAGUCUAUUUAAAAUAAAAUAAAAAUGAUUGCUUGCCCAUUAAUGGAGUGUUAAAUUUGCCAGUAAGAGUAAAAUCUAAACAGGGUAAAUGGCAUCUGCAGACUGCUGAGGUUUGUAGUCCGGUGGAAAUGCGAGUUCUGGAAUGCAGUAAUUAGAUGGGGUAGUCAAUACUUGUUAAUGAAGCCCAUGCUUGUGAUCCAUCUUUAAAGGGAGAGAAAAGCAAUACUGCCCUUCCUGUGGAGCCCUUAUUGACCUGCAGCAGCAGCUGCUGUCCGCUUACACAGCUCGUUCACAGAAUAACUAGCACACUUCUCUUAAGAAUAAAUAGUCUGUCUCCCAGAAGUGAUGGAAGUGUUUCAAGAAAACAGAAUGAAAUGCUGCUGCUAGAGGAUAAACGAAAUACGAGGUGUUCGGCAGACAAAUUUUAGACACUCUUCUCUGUGUGUUCUAAAAAGUACCCUCUGGAAGAGAGAAUAGUACUGCUUAAUUCCACUAACUGUAUGGGAUGCAUAUGCAAUAGCCAGGCAUGUUACUGCACUUGAAUGUGCAUUUUGUUCACUCUUUUAUUUGUGCUUUUCCCAUGAACUGUUUUUCUGAUUUUUUUUAUUUUUUUUUCCCUGGGAUGCCAACUUCUAGGAGGUGAUCAGAAUAGCGGGCUUAUGGCAGCAACCUCUUCUUUAUUGUAGCUGUCAAAGCAAGUUUGCUGGGAUCAAAGAUAGUGAAAUGGUUUCUCUUAGAACUGAGUCUUUGCAUAGUGUUUCUUUGAAGGCUAUUCUAAAUCUGGCUUAAGAUGUGGAAUAUGUCACUGAGGUCUUUGUCAUCCCAUUUAUUUCUGCAGCUACAGGAGAAAGUACCAAGGUUUGGGAACUGUUUAUUUUCCCAUGAUAGAGGAAAACUAUUACUUUUUUAUCUUGGAGUAAAAUAAAUGAAAUUGUUAACUUUUGGAAAUUCCUUUAUAAAACAUUGUAAUCAAUUUUACUCAGGAUGACUGCACUGCUACGAGCAAGAAAGCUAGUCAAAGCAACAAAUUCUGUUUCUUCAAUUUAUCGUGCUUGUUAUGCUUAUUAGCAUGAUUUGGUAGUGUUCAAGGCUGUUCUUAGAAACUCAUAUAGCAGCCUAUAAACAUCAGUAACUUGUGAUACAGUUCAGUGCUCCCAGAGCAUUUACAUCUAAAGGAAGAUGUCGCUUGCCUUUGCUGACCCCUGGGCUCACAUUUUUCUUGAUGCCUCUUCCAAACUUACCCAUUGAUAUAGAUGGAUUCAGAUUUUCUUAUCCUUUAACAAAGCUUCAGAUAUUUAAAGUAUUUGCUUUCUUGAUUAAUACUGAGAACAGCAACUGUUAAUUUAAUGAAACAAAGUCUUCUUGAGAGUGAGUUUUAUCAGGACUGCUCCAACUUCGUAUUUGCAAGACAUCAUGGUGACAGACAGCUGAUGUUAAUGGUGAUCUUUAGAUUGUCAGCUUAAUCCUACAGGCAUUUAAAACUUACUUGCUUUUGUAUUUACAAGAUACCAACAUAAACUUGUAGCUGGUUGAGCUGCUAGCAUGUUGAAAUCAGUUCUAGGCUUGUAUUUAUCAAAUGCUUUGUUUGUAGCUGGUUUAUGUUCUGAUAUUUGCAGACCUUUACUUCUUCUGUGCUAAAGUUAGUUGAGAUACUGAUCUUUAUGUAGAGGCAACUCCCAAUAAACCUUUUGUGCUCAUAGGUAAAGUUUAUGAAUUCAACUAGUUUGGAACCGUAGGAGAGGCAGUGUCUUUUGCACUGAUAUAUGAGUGGGGAGAGAAGAAAAAGUAAGAAGCCAAGCUUUUGAGUGCACCAAAUCACUGGGAGAGUCCAAACCAAAGUUGAAAGCUGCAGUUUAGACUUAUUUUUUCCCUUCUGUCUGAUAAAUCUUCAUGCAAUACUAAACUUGAACUAAGCUGAGCCUUUAUUUGGGGAAAUGUAAUGUCAAAGUGCAAGUUUAUAUGAUUAAGGAAUGAGCUAUAUUGAGUCUGUUUGUACUGCCUAACAGAUGAGAGGCCUUAUUUAAAUUUAGAUGCUUCCUCUGUGUUGCCUUGAUGGAACUAUAAAGUUCUUCUCCUUAGAUGGGGCUCUGUAUGCUUUGAAGUAAAGUGAGAAGAAAGUGAUGCUUUAAACAAAGCAUUUGUGGUGUUGUAGAAGUUCUGGGAACACAGUGGAAAGAACUGAUGUUCUGAGUAGAAAAUACAAUUUUCAAGGGAGAAUAUUUGCUUAGAAGAAAGUACACUAAAAUUAAGUUGCUGAUUCCAGUUCUGUAAGUUUCACGGAAGCCAGGCGUAGGGGGAGGAGAAGGAGUUCAGUUUUGUCUUUGUAAAUUCAAAGAACAAAGCAUAGUUGGCUUACAUACUUAUCAUUGUUUGGAGAUGAAGUGUUGUCUGUCACCCAUUUAAAAGAAAAAACAGAAAAAAACAACAAACAUGCACAUAUAAACCAUUGAUGUACACACACAGAAAGCCUCCGUUUCCCCAGGACCAAAACCAAAUCACCUAAACUUUGAAAAUAGAAGAAAGAUUAAUUUGUGCCAAACCUACGGUCACUUCUUUUGUAAGCUUUAUCAGGUAGGGAUUUCUGAAUCCUUUGUAAGAAGCACCUAUUAUGUAUGUAUUAAUUUUGAGAGAGAAGUUGUUGCUAAAUUGAGGUUCCUGCAUUGCACUGGAAAUGAUAGUGCCAUUUGUAAUUUGCAAAGCAAAACCCUCACAAGAGGUCUAAGUGUUGCUGUUGCCCUAUUUCUUCCACCCUUUCUUCCAUGCACCGAAAUGACUGUCUUGUGGAGUUCAAGUCUCAUGCUUCACGCAUAUUUACAUACAAUGCUUAGUAAAGCCAAGUCCUGAAGAGUGUUGUUUCUAGACUUACAGCUCAAUGCCUUUCUAUUUCUGUACUUGGCCUCAGCUCUCACCAAGCUUUUCCCCAGAAAUACUGAAGUACUGAAGAAUGCAUGAAUGCAGCCUUCCUGCUCAUUCUUCAAUGCUGCUGAUAGGUCUCCUGUCUCAGAGGAGGAAUGGUGGCAUACUCUCCAGAAAGGUUGAUCUAGUGAGUUCUAGUAGUGAUCUAGUAGUGGUUCUGCCAAGAGCUUUGGGCCUAAAAUAUUAAUUCUCAGUAUCCAAAGGCAUGAAAAAUCGAAACUAUUGUAUAGGUUUUAGCUCGAGUGAGAACAGAACAGGAUGGCUUUUUUACUUUCUCUCUCUCUUUUUUUUUUUAAUUUUUAUUUAGUGAUCUGCUUCAGGGCUUGCCAGCCAUUGCUUUAUGCAAGGUGCUGGCUGGCUUAAAAGUUCAUGUUCUCUCCUGGCUUCCUUGGACUUUUGGAAGUCCUUUUAUCUAAGAGGACUUCUAUCUAUGCUGAAGUCCUAGUCCUGUAUCCUUUGAUCCACUACUAUGUUAUGUGAGCCUCCCGUGAUUUUUUUUCUGUUCUUGGCUCUAGGAUCCUGGCAUUGUCUUGAGAUAGCUCCUGUAGUUCAAACUGCACCAAAACAGUUUUAUGGAGCAGAAAGACUGUGGUACACAACACUGUAACUGCAAUGCAGAACACUCCUGAUGAAAUACAAGGUAUCACGGAGAACAGCUUGUUCCUUUAUGAAACUUGACUUGUUUUAAAAACAAAAACAAAACCCAAGAAAAAGUAAAUGUUCUUCUCAGUAAUUGUUUCUCUCCCUCUAAUAGUCAAAAUGAAACUGGUGAUCCAAUGACAAUGCAUGCAAUUGGGCUUAUUUUUAAAACUUCCUUCUUGAAUGUAUUCCGAAGAAGUAUUGUUAUCUUCAUACCUCGGGGAGGCACAGCCAGCAUAUAACAGACACCGCUAAACUUGAUAAACCUUCUUUGAACUUUUACUCGUCUUGACACUUGAACUUUGAAUAUCAUAUCACUGGUGUAAAUAUACAUGUACCAAAAGACAGGAUUGACUUUUUGUAAGGAGGGUUUUUUUGUUUUUUGAUUGUUAAUAUUUAUUCUACUAACUUGUACAAUGUGAAAAUUUAUUUAUUUAAUAUUAAAGAUUGGUUUAAAAUGCUCUUGGAUGUAGUCAAACUGGACUUAGGACAAACCUCUAUGAUUGCUUGUUCAGUUUUUAGUAUCUUUUCUCUUCUGGGUCCCUGGAUAUGAUUCUAGAGGCAUAAGUAGGAUUUUGAGGUUCCUGUUUUAUGGCCAAAUGUGUUCUGUAAGUAGAAAAGUAAGUGGCUGACUGGCAGCUUUUUCAGCAGGAAGUGUAUGUAGCCUUUUUGAUUUGUCUGAUAAUUACCGAAAGAGGUAAGGAUACUGAUUACUUGGAAAGAGCAGUGAAAUACAAUAGCCAUGAUCUCAUAGAGUCAUAGAAUGUCUUGAGUUGGAAAUGACCUUAAAGCCCUCCCAGCCCCAGCCUCCUGCCCUAGGCAGGACUGCCACCCAGCAGCUCAGGCUGCCCAGGGCCCCAUCUAACCGUAAUUAACCCAAGCAACUUUAAUUGCUUCUGCUGUCAUAAUGGUUUAAUGCUUUAAUGAACGGUUGAGUAACAGUAGAAUUCUGCCCUUUUUGAUGAUAAGGUUGUGUGAUUUCAUUUUUUAUCAUGCUUGUUAGGUAGAUUUUUUCAGUUUUUAUAACAAUACUUGUUGAUAGUCACCUAGCCUUUGUGCAAACAAUCACCUUUGAUGUGAAGUAGCUUCCCCCCACCUCCCACACACAUUGUGUUACUGGUCACCCUUCUAAGUAGGUACAAAAUUACAUCUUGUCAGUUCCCUCAAAACCGGUAAACUUCUGAUUAAAGAGAAUGGGCUGCAGAACUUUUGGCUAACAUUUAGGCUGUAAUAAGUAUUUCCUGGUUGUUUGAGUGGUUAAAAUAAGUGACAGGUGGCUCUGAGGGUGUUAAAGGAUAUGUUGCAAUGCUUGUGGAUCUGACUUUCUUCCUGCAUCUGUCUUGGCUACUUUUUUUUUCCAGCUGAAUCUGUAUGUGAUAUAUUUGAAACCAAAGUGCAGAUGUUUUAUAAUGAGUCACUUUUGCCUUCGGUUUGCACACCUUUACAUCCUUCUUCCUUUGUCAUCUGUUUGAGAGUUUCCUGGUAAGCUCCCAGAAAUUUCACAGAAAUGUUAUGUUCAUCCUUUACAUCACUUCUGGUAUCAAUGUCGUGUUUUACAGACAAAUUUUCACUUAAAACAAAACUAAACCCUCCCAAACCAGAAAAAAAGUCAGACUUCAGUUAGAAGCACACUGUAGUGUGGGAAAAAACAUUUGCUUUCUCUUGGGUUACUUUUGACCAGAUUUAGCCCUUUUCAGUCCUAAAAUAGUUGGAAAUAUACUCAUCACCAGUGCUUCUCAAAAAAUAUCAAGAUAGCAUUGCUGAGAGCCUUAUACAUGAAUAAUCUUAAAAUACUGAGAGAAGUUUUGUAUAGGCUGUCCUCCCAGGAGUGUCAUGUGCUGCCCUGUAAAAAUAGAUCUGUUGUGAUGUAGUAGCAGUUUAAAAGUAGUCUCCUUUGGAGUGGGAUGUGCAGAACUAAAUUCAGAACAGUACAUGGGGGACUGGCAACUCUUUAAGUAGGAUGUGAGCAGGAAAAAAGGAACUUUGGUAGCAGUUUUGGAAUAGUUGUUUGGAUGCUGAACCUGGGAAAUGGCAAGACGAAUCUUAAUCAAAUUCCUAGGAAUCCUGGAAAUUCACUGUCGUCUUCAUGGAAUUUUUCCUUACAAGGCAGCAGCAUCUGUCCAAAGUCCUUAAUAUUGUCUAGAUCUUGUCCAGCAAGUGCCACAACCAGACUAGUAGAGCAGAAUGUACACAAUGAAGCGGCUCAGGGAAUAAAUGGAAGUGUGCCAGUCAAACAGUCCCCACGUUCAGCCUCAAAUCCAAAGCCACAAGUGCCUCCAAAGCCACUUCAUCUGCAGAAGCUAUCACCUGUUACAUACCAAACCUCUAGACAUAAAGCUUUAUCAAGUCCGAAGCCAAGAAUGGAGGAAGAUACACCUACUCCUGUUUCUAGUGUCACAAAAGAAAAGCCCAGUAAAGUGUCAGAUCUCAUCCAUCGUUUUGAGGGAUGCAGCCCAUUCAGUCCUAUUGACUUGAAGAAAGAUUCCUCUGCUCUCAAUGUCUCUAAAUCUCAAGGAAGAUGUGGGUCAACGCCACCACCUCAGCCAAAACUCCUCUCCCAACACCCACUACUAAAACAGGGAAACAGUAAUACCGACAAAACUCAGGUUGCACAGACACACACAGCCAAUGGAGUAGUAGCACAAGACCAGGUGGAACGUGAGGACAGAAGGAUACUUGACAGAGAUUCUACUGUGUCCACCUUGGUUCCAGAUAAUUCAAUCAACAGCAGCUUAAUAAAUGGAGAAAGAGUAAGCACAUCCAGAGAUUCACUGGAAACUACAGCUUCCUACGAAGGAUCAGUACUUAACAGCUGCUACAGGACUCUAAGCAGUGAUACACUGCUCCCAUCUGACAAUGAAAUUAAUACUAAUGUGGAGGAAGAACCGAAUGAGGAAAUCAUCAAACAAGACCAACCUGCAGAAACAAAGGAGACAGAUGAACAGAAACGUCACAAAAUUGCCAGUGAACUUCUGCAAACAGAAAAAGCCUAUGUUAGCCGACUUGGCCUCCUGGAUCAAGUAUUUUACUCCAGACUCCUUGAAGAAGCCAACAGAGGUUCUUUUCCAGCUGAAGUGAUUAACAAGAUCUUUUCUAAUAUUUCAUCAAUAAAUGCCUUCCACAGUAAAUUUUUACUUCCAGAACUUGAGAAAAGAAUGCAAGAAUGGACUACCACCCCUAGAAUUGGAGAUAUUCUGCAGAAGUUAGCUCCUUUUCUUAAGAUGUAUGGAGAGUACGUGAAGAAUUUUGAUAACGCAAUGGAAUUGGUGAAAACAUGGACUGAACGGUCACCUCAAUUCAAAUUCAUCAUUCAGGAUAUUCAGAAGGAAAAAGUGUGUGGAAGUUUGACAUUACAACAUCACAUGCUAGAGCCUGUACAACGCAUUCCACGCUAUGAGAUGCUUCUAAAGGACUACCUAAGGAAAUUGCCUCAGGACUCCCUAGACUGGAAAGAUGCUGAAAAAUCCCUGGAAAUUAUAUCCACUGCAGCAAGCCACUCAAAUAGUGCAAUAAGGAAAAUGGAGAAUCUAAAGAAAUUGUUAGAGAUAUAUGAGAUGCUGGGAGAAGAGGAAGACAUUGUGAACCCUUCAAAUGAACUGAUAAAAGAAGGACAAAUCCUUAAACUUGCUGCUCGCAAUACAUCUGCUCAAGAACGGCACCUUUUCCUAUUUAACAAUAUGUUGCUCUACUGCGUCCCCAAAUUCAGCUUGGUAGGAUCAAAGUUCUCAGUUCGAACCAGAGUUGGCAUAGAUGGUAUGAAGAUUAUAGAAACUCAUAAUGAAGAAUACCCACACACUUUUCAAGUGUCUGGAAAAGAGCGAACGCUGGAGUUGCAGGCCAGUUCUGAACAAGACAAGGAAGAAUGGAUAAAGGCGCUUCAGAAUACCAUAGAAGCUUUUCAGCAGAGGAAUGAAACUUUCAGAAAUGCUAUUGCUAAGGAAUAUGAAGACAUGCCCAUCGAGGUUUCUAACGCUGAGCUUGGGAAGAGAGCACCAAGGUGGAUCCGAGACAAUGAAGUAACCAUGUGCAUGAAAUGCAAGGAGCCCUUCAAUGCACUGACAAGAAGGCGGCACCACUGCCGAGCGUGUGGACAUGUGGUUUGCUGGAAAUGUUCUGAUUAUAAGGCGCAUCUUGAGUAUGAUGGCAAUAAAUUGAAUAAAGUUUGUAAGGACUGCUAUCAUGUUAUAAUUGGUUGUACUGAUAGUGAGGAAAAGAAAAAGAAAGGCAUCUUGGAGAUUGAAUCUGCUGAAGUCUCUGGAAAUAGCGUCAUAUGUAGCUUUCUUCAGUACAUGGAAAAAUCAAAGCCCUGGCAGAAAGCAUGGUGUGUUAUACCUAAACAGGAAGCUGUUGUCCUGUACAUGUAUGGUGCUCCACAGGAUGUUAAAGCUCUGGCUACAAUUCCACUUCUGGGCUAUACAGUGGAUGACACCCCAAGAAGUGCUGACCUCCCACACAGCUUCAAACUGACCCAGUCGAAGUCUGUGCACAGCUUUGCUGCGGACAAUGAGGAACUAAAGCAGAAAUGGUUAAAAGUGAUCCAUUUAGCUGUCAAAGGUGAGACAUCAGAAUGUCAAAAUGAACUGCAAGUGAGUUUAGAAGAACAACCCGAAUCUUCUAAAACGUCUGAAUGCUGAAGCUCAAGAACACAUGGUAUUUUUAAAAAAUUCCAUUGAAUUUGUGUUUAACCCUUGAGGAAGGUUAACCUGUUAACCUUUCUUUGCUCAAUCAAACAAAAACAAACAAACAAAAAAAACAAAAACACAACUUCUUACUACCAUAAAUGUCUUAGCACUUUAUGUUUGGGAAAAAUUCUGGUCUUUCUAGAGAUUUCUUUCUUAUAUUUAUGUUCUGUCAGAAAGAGUGAUGUACAGGUCCAUUUCAGAGACUUUUUAAAAAUGUGAAUACUGUUAAGAAUACCUAUUAACCUUACUGUACUACUUGUUGAUUGUGAUGCAGAUUUUCUUCUUGAAAGUUCCUCUAUGGUUCAUGUUUGCUACUUUCAUCAUGAGUGCAAAUAUUGAAGAUUCCUGCUUAAAUAUUAGGACUUGCAACAGGAUAAAAGAUAUACCUCCACAUUGCCAAAAUAGAUCUGUAGUUAAAUAUACAGGGAUAGUUUGGUUUAAUGUAAGUAGUAUGUAGGUCGAAUUCCACAGAUCUGUACAUAUGUUGUAUUCUUUUGUUUCUUUUUAAUUAAAGUAAUGCAAAUUGGUUUUACAGGUAUACUGGCUUUUAAAGUUUCAGUUUAUCAAGGAAACAAUAUAAUGAUUUUCAGUCUAAAAAAGAAUACAUGGAAGAUGAUAAGUAUAUAAUAUAUGUACAGUAUUAAAAUGUACGAUAUUUGAUUUUUGCUCUUAUUUCCGGAGACUGGGUUCCUGUUAGUGAAUAAUUUAUUUAAAAAGCAUGUUUUCUAUUUGAAAUUAAACUGUCCUAAAUUAACAAAUACUGUUCAGUGAUUUGUUUUAAUAGCUGACACCUAAUGAUCUUGAUAUUUUUAUGCAUUAAAAAAAUAGCAGUAAUGUAAGUGGCAUGCAAUGGACAAAUAAGUUCCAGUUGUGUUUAAAGGAGUAGUCAUUUUUCUUCAGUGUCCUACCACUGUUGUCUUUUAAGAGUGCAGUAGUUCAUUACUAAAAUGCAGUAUGCAGAUUGAGAUAAUCAACAGAUUCUGUUAAUCUUCUGGGAGCAGGUAUUCUUGUUAUUACGGUUAUUGGAUCAAAAUAACAUUUUGAACCUAAAUAUUGUGAUUUUUGCAGAAGAUUAGAUACUGUACUACUUAUUUAUGACAGCAGUCUCCAAGGAUCGCUGUUGUAAUAUGGGGACUGCUUUAUAUGCAUUUAGUAUGAAAUAUGAGCCUGCAAAUCUCGAGGAAGGGAAUUAUAUAAGUUCUACAAUCAGCUUAUCAUGAGAGCAUCCAGAAGGGUUACUUCUCAAUAUAAUUGCUGCCUGUAUUUUAAAACAGAAGAAGCAGAAGAGCUCAGGCUUAAGUCCAGUUUUGUUGGUCACAUGAGGGCAGAUUUCAAUUAUCAAUUUAUACUGAAAUUUCCAAAUGAAGUAUUGACUAGACUCCCACUUUACUCUUUUUUUCAACACUAGAAAAAAAUACUCAUUUUACUUAGCACUUAAUAAAGGUUGUUAGAGUAAGCUUUGCUUAUAACGUUAUAUGUACCUGAGUACACAGUACUUGCCAUUUUUCAGUAAGAAAGUCACAAUUUCAUAUUAGUGGGCUGGAUUUUGCUCUCACCUGCACAAAUCCAAAAUUUACAAUGGCUUUUAGACUUCAAAGCCUUACACUAGUGUUGGUAAUAAUCAGGGCAUGGCAUUGCAGGGCGCUAACUCUGCAGCUUUACUGGGCAUGUCAGUUCUGAAUUCUUCCUUGGGUGCUCCACGUGUUCAGAUUACUACGUUUGUAAUCCUAGUAUUGCUUUUAUCUGAUGUGCAAGCUCUUCUGUAAUUCUUUGCGAGAUGUUCAGUUACUUCUACUUCCAGCUGUAUUUACCUUUAGCUGUGGGCAGCUUAAGGUGUUUAGGGUUUGUGUUGGUAAGUUCCAUCAGAUCUUCAUUUGAGUCUCCCUAGCUAGUGUGAUGCGUCUUGUGUAUAUCCUGGAAAGAGAUAGGGUAACAUUCAGACAGGCAGGGAGAAUUCUCCAUGGUCUUGGAAAGGGGAUAUCUUCUGAAAGAGUCUCCAGUGCACAUGUGGGAUCUGCAGGGUCACCUUUUUACACAGCCUCAUGUAUAAAAACAUCACUUCCUACGUUCAAGUUGUUGAGGGGUGAAUUUGCCUGAAAGGAGACCCUUAUCUUAAAAGAUAAGAUGGACUGAAUUAUACUCAAUAUGAAAGAAUUGCAAUCAUUUGGUACAUUCUGUAUUCUAAGAUCUUACAAAUUUAAUUUUGAGCCCAGUAGGAAGAUCCAUUUCCAGCAAAAUAAUUAGAACAUGAGAAGCAGCAAUUUCUAGGCUGCUUUAUUGUUAAAGUGGUAUUGACUAUCUGAAGCUGCUUCAGUGGUUUCAGCAUAUCCCAGAUUAAGCUCUGCAUGUGGACAUAAUGUGGAAUUAAAUUAGCAUUAUUAUUAUACUAUUAGCAGUAGUUACUUAUUUGGAUUUUAGCUUCAUGUUCUAUUUCAACAACUAAAGUUUAUACAGUGGAAUAUUUUAUUUACCCUCGCAAAAACUCAUUCAUGUUCUCUUAAUUGCUUGGUCAGAAUUACUACAUCCUGACUCAGAAGAUAACAGCACACAAAUGUGUGGUUCUGUGUGUAUGAGAAGUUGCUUCUAGACUUAAUCACCUUAGCAGUCUUAUGCUAUUCUCCACAGAUCAAAUCCCUCCCUACGGUAUCUGAAGCUUGUUCUUAUAACUGCAAAGGGAAGCAUUUUAAGUAGUAAGCACUGUGGCUUAAGUGUCAUGACCAAAGCAGUCAAAGGCAUCGUUCUGAUACGGUGUAGGCUGUUCCCAUUUCAGCUGGUGGUUGUUGUUGUUGUUUUAAGUAUUUAUUAGCAUAAAACUACGUGUGUGAGGAAAAUAAAACAUAACUGAGCAUUCAUUCAUAAUACGUGAAUGUAUGUGAGUCGCUCUGCUGCAUUAGUUCAACUUUGUCAUUCCCGUCUUCAGGAAAUGCUCAUUUCUGGCUAAGAGUGAUCAGCCUGCAGUGCUGUUCGAAACAGAUGAAGCAAUUUUGUGUGAUUUGUCUGUGUUCAAACAGAACAGUGGCUUAAUUUUUAUCAUGAUGUUCGUUUGGAGCAUAUUAUAUUUUCAAAACGAUAUGAUAUUUUUCACCUUGUUAUGGAAAAAUAAUAUAUUACGAUGUCUGCAUCGUUCUUCCAGGUCCUAUAAAAAUUGUUUUUGGUAUCAGGCAGUUGUGCUUAGUUGAAGAGCUGCUGUAAAACUGAUAGCAUCUAGUACUUUCAGAUCCCUUUACACUGAAUGGUUCUGUUCAUUCCAAAAGGUGUUUAAUUUUUAUGUAUAAAACAGAUAUUGAGAAUAAAAAACAUUAUCUUCUAUUUGGAGCAGAAUAUUAAACUGUUUAAAUGCAUGUAAUAUAGUGGCACCUUUUUAUGCAAAACCAUCUUGAAGUGCUUUAUAAAUCUCCUCUAGAUCCCUUUUAUAUAAAAGAGGCUUAUUAUUCUUCACAUGUUUAAAAUAUGGAUGAAACUAAGGCAUGGAUUAAAUGUAGAAUAAAUACACUACCACUUGCGUAAGUUUUAGAUGAGGUUAAGAAUAGAUGUAUAUUCUAAAGAGUUCUGACUGGAAUCAAGAGAAAAAAAGAUAAAUAUAUAUACACUUUAAAAAUGUCUGGAAAGGAUGUGGAAACAUCUGACAGGUUCUUGGGGAUUCACUGUGUUUUUCAUUUUCUGUUUCUUCUUUUAAAUACUUCCCACCAUACAACUAGUAUAAAAACUGGGCCGCUUUUCACAUUGUGAUUAAAUAAAAUGAACAAAUGGCAGUGGCUCCUUAUACUGAAGUAAAGGGAUUUCAAGAAAACAAUUAGGCAUUCCACAUAGAAAAUAACUAUAAGUAAUUAUAAAAGAGCUUUAUCUGUAGAUAUAUUUUGGAAUCCUUAGCGGGUGUAAACAAGCAUAUACCUGCUAGACUUAAAUAGACAUGGAAUCUACCUUACAUUCUAUAAAGACAUGGGUGGAAAAUCAGUAUUAGUCCACUUUAAGACCUGCUGACUUCCUGUGUCUCAUCUGGAAUUACAGCGCUCAGCUGAACUUCAGAGGGGUUUCACUCGGAGACAGUUGGUGUAGGAGUGAGUAGAGACAGCUGAUAAUCUGAAAGUGAUUGGAGAAAAGAAAGAAUUUUGUGGCAGAUUUAACUAUCCUUAAGAUAAAUUCGUUGGUAGAAGGGGAAUCAGUCUUAAUCUGUGGCGUACUCUUACUUGGAAUUGAACCAAGAUAUACGGAGUGAUGUUUUUUCUUCAUUCUGUGGCCCUAUUGGUAUGAGGAAUGCACCCAUAGCUGACCUAUAGGACUGUAGCGAAGCACGUCUUGGAUGAGUUUUAAUCUUCCUAAAUUCCUUUUCUGUUAACACAUCAUAAUAGUAACUUAUUGCCUUUGAAUAUACACAUAUAUACACAUAUGUAUCUGUGUGUAUAUGUAUAUAUAUGUGUGUGUGCAUAUAUAAUGUUUGAGACUUUUAUUCAUAUGACCUGCUUCAAGCAGUAUUUUACAAUCAAUCAAAAACACACUGUGCUGCAUUCAACGUAUGAUCUAUAUUGAUUGCAUUGAGUAUGCUUUUCAGGAGAAAAAAAAUCAACAGAAUUAGACCUCCUUCCAUGGCAUGAUUACUGUUUCCAACCACAUAAAACCAAAACAGACUAAAUCCAGUCAUGCAUUCAGUCUACCUCCUGUUAAACUUUGUGAUUACAAUUAGGCCCAGAUUCAUCCAUGGCAUUUUGCUUUCAUCCCUUCAUCCUGACACAAGAGAAUGUAGAACGUAUUUUCUCUCUACUAAAAUUUCAGCAAAUUUCCAUCAAUAAAACAUAUUCUCAGCCCCUGCAUAACACUGACCUACUUUGCUUUGUAGUUCAUCCUUUGUAGAUUCGUUAACUGUGGUAAAAGCAUUCAGAACAAGUGGGGGAAUUGUGUCAAAGCGUUUUUUCAAUAACAUGCCCUAAGAAUUCUAAGAAAGAAGGCAGAUUUGUUGGAUACGGGGAAUUGUUUGCAAUAGAAAUACUGCUGAUGUUUUUUUUUUCUAUUAGCACAUUCCCUAUUCUGCAGCCCUCAAGGCAGAUUAAUCCAUUAACUUUAGUGGGAGCUGGAUCAGCUGUAAUGUGACAUCAGAAUUACAGGCUAUGUGCUGUAAUUCCCCUUUGUUAUGAAAACAUUAUUUCUGGUUUUAAUUGAGAAAACACUUUUUGUUUGUAAAAAUAGUAAUAUUUGGAAGAGGUGUAAAUUUAUUCUGGUUUUGCAAUAAACUGAAGAAUAUUUAAAAGGUGAGAUUUAAAUGACGUUCGACGUUGUGCAAAUGUAAGUGGUCAUUUUUAUGGUCAAAAAUGUAUGAAUGUAAAAUAAUUGCAGAUAUUGUAUAUACUUUCUGUAAUAUAUGUAUAUUUGGUUUUAAGGUGGGUGGAGAAUUGUAAAAAGUAAGCACUUUAAUUUCCAUUGAAUACUUAGAAAAAAAAAAAUCCUGUAAAAUAAAAGCAUCAUUCAGUGAG
Messenger RNA from Gallus gallus (chicken), 14371 nucleotides. RefSeq names its product FYVE, RhoGEF and PH domain containing 4 (gene FGD4). Gene Ontology annotation, cellular component: cytoplasm. The transcript is spliced from 17 exons. Gene Ontology annotation, biological process: cytoskeleton organization; filopodium assembly. Lineage: Eukaryota; Metazoa; Chordata; Aves; Galliformes; Phasianidae. The record is from RefSeq and is a predicted model, not a curated record. The coding region runs from base 6237 to 8858 and encodes 873 amino acids. Gene Ontology annotation, molecular function: guanyl-nucleotide exchange factor activity; zinc ion binding.